Molecule: messenger RNA, 1234 nt
Organism: Thrips palmi
Lineage: Eukaryota; Metazoa; Arthropoda; Insecta; Thysanoptera; Thripidae
Gene: Ran
Product: GTP-binding nuclear protein Ran
Exons: 5
Coding region: 162-809 (215 amino acids)
Biological process (GO): protein import into nucleus; ribosomal subunit export from nucleus
Cellular component (GO): cytoplasm; nucleus
Molecular function (GO): GTPase activity; GTP binding
Source: RefSeq, a predicted model, not a curated record
CAAAUGCGCGCGUCAAGGCUGGCUUCAAAAAUGGCGCGAAAACAGCGCGCUCUACCCUCUUCGAGCUAGAGAGUCCAGGAGGCCGUGAUCUCAGUCGCACCGGGCUUCUCAAGCAAAAGCCAUUCCGUUGUGAACCAAACGACGUCUGUCCUUGAUCCAAAAUGGCGGCCGAAUCUGAUAUGCCCACCUUCAAGUGCGUCCUGGUUGGAGACGGAGGCACAGGAAAAACUACAUUCGUCAAGCGCCAUCUCACAGGAGAGUUCGAGAAGAGAUACGUUGCCACCCUUGGCGUAGAGGUUCACCCUCUGGUGUUCCACACAAACAGAGGACCUAUCCGUUUCAACGUUUGGGAUACUGCUGGCCAAGAGAAGUUCGGUGGGCUCAGAGACGGAUACUACAUUCAGGGACAAUGUGCCAUUGUUAUGUUUGAUGUCACAUCACGAGUAACAUACAAGAAUGUUCCCAACUGGCACAGAGAUCUUGUCCGAGUUUGUGAAAACAUCCCAAUCGUUCUAUGUGGUAAUAAGGUUGAUAUCAAGGACAGGAAGGUGAAAGCCAAGAGCAUAGUAUUCCACAGGAAGAAGAACCUUCAGUACUACGACAUUAGUGCGAAAAGUAACUACAACUUCGAAAAGCCUUUCCUGUGGCUCGCCCGCAAGCUGAUUGGAGACCCCAACCUCGAGUUUGUUGCUAUGCCUGCCCUCGUUCCCCCAGAAGUUACCAUGGAUCCCCAAUGGCAGCACCAGAUCGAAAAGGAUCUCAAGGAAGCUCAAGAAACUGCACUGCCAGAGGAUGAAGAAGAGCUGUGAAUCUGUGAAACCUAAAAUUGUACUGAAUGAUGAAAGACCUGUUGUUCCAUGCCAGGGGCAUGUUCCGUGUGUUGUGUAUCAAGGGAAUGAAAAUAGUCACGUGUGUGUGGGAAGUGGUCUGUUGGAUAAUGCCUGCCUUGGACUGUUAUUUUUUUAGUAUGUGUGUCGCACCUGUAUGGAUGUUUCUUUCCCUUAUGUUGUUUUUUUUUUUUAAUUUAACUGUUUUGUCACAGCUAAUUGUCUGAUAAAGGUACCUUUUUUUAAGAACAGAUUUCUGCUGGAUGUUUUACUUGUGUUUCUUGACAACCAUGCUGUUAUUAUUGUAAUUAUCAUCUUGAUACUGUUGAAUAUAGAGGCAUAGCGCUCACUCGUACACUUGUCAGUAUGUCAUGUGUUAACGAAAUAAAUUUCAAAUUCCGAACUGA